UGUACGUGUCAUCUCGGAAAACGUCUCUUAGACCGAGGCCGACAUCGCGCGCGAUCGGUCGGUCCUCGACUUUUUUUUAUUCUCUUCGAUUUCUUGAAUUCUCCAUUUUUUUUCGAUUUUUUUUUACGAGUGGCCAUUUAAGUGCGGACUCCCUUUCGACCCUACGGACAUAGAUCUCGUUCGAGAUCGGUGUCGGACCCUUCCUGGUGGCAUGACCAUCUUCGGGGACUGUAAUACCCUGUAGAUCGUCUUGACCAUUUCGGCGCAAUUUCACCCGGAGUCGAAGCACCUGCAUCGAUUUACCCCAGAAAGACAUGGUUCCCAGUCGAGGGGGGACUCGUAGCUUCCCGGUAGGUGCGUGAAUCGUCGAGAAGAACUCCGCCGACCUGGGAAACUGUAUCUUCGGAGCCGCUUCUCGGACGAGUCCAUCGAGAUGCUGGACCGAAACGUGAUGCUGGUGCUCCGCACCCGGCAGGAGCGCACCGAGAGGCGACUGAGACACAUGAAGGAGGCGAACCCUCCACCCAUGGAGCCACCCUCUCAGCUCCUGAACAACAACCACCUCUACCUGGACCUCAACAUGAACUUCGGCGAGAAUGCCAAGCAAGAGGCCGCGAGGAGGCUCCGAAAGUCGUCGCAGAACAAUGCCCCGACGGCGGGCGUCGGCGAGAAGAGGGAGCAUCUCUACAAGAUUUUGGUCAUCGGCGAGCUGGGAGCGGGGAAGACCUCCAUCAUCAAGAGAUACGUCCACCAGUUCUUCUCCCAGCACUACCGGGCCACGAUCGGCGUCGACUUCGCCCUGAAGGUCUUGAACUGGGAUCCCCACACGAUCAUCAGGCUCCAGCUGUGGGAUAUCGCUGGCCAGGAGAGAUUCGGCAACAUGACGAGGGUCUACUACAAGGAGGCCGUGGGAGCCUUCAUAGUCUUCGACGUGACGAGGAGCGCCACCCUGGACGCCGUUAUCAAGUGGAAGCAGGACCUCGACUCCAAGGUACAACUCCCGGACGGCUCGCCGAUACCCUGCGUCCUCUUGGCGAACAAGUGCGACCAGCAGAAGGAGGGCCUCGUCAAUUCACCGGCCAAGAUGGACGAGUACUGCAAGGAGAAGAACUUUGCGGGCUGGUUCGAGACUUCUGCCAAGGAGAACGUGAACAUCGAGGAGGCUGCGCGGUUCCUCGUCAACAAGAUCCUCCAGAAUGACCAGAUCAUGAAGGGCAACGGAUCCCAGGAACAGCACGACGGCGAGAGGUUCGCCCUGAACCAGUCGCCCACCGGCUCCAAGAAGACGUGUUCCUGCUGACGAAGUUUCGCACCUCGCGGGGAAACGUCGAUCGGCGUGUCCUGGCCACUCCUCGUCGCGGUCUCCCGAAGAAAUCUCGAAAAGACCGUUUCUCGCUAGCCCGCCUCGAGCACUCUUGCGCUUCAUCGUAAUUGCGUUUUAAGGGCGCAAUCGUGCAAUACGUACCGUGUACAUAGGAGUUCGCAAGCGCAGGGUCGGGGGCGUACUCGCGAGAAUCGAUCUCCACGACGAGGUCGGGCCUAAUAAUUCGAAUCCUAGGAGUUCCUAAACGGGGAAGGCGUUUCCAUCUACGCCUAACAUUGUAAAAACCGCGAAAACUGUCGUUCGCCUCGUAGAGGAGACUUUCUCGAUGGACGGAGAAUGUCUAGCUGGUCUAUUGUCGUGGCUCGUUAACGCGAAAGCCAGGAGUCGUUUCCCCCCGGUGUCGAGAUUCCUCUUCCGUUUCCUCGUUAACUCGGGCGAUCGGCGCUCGGAUAAUUUGGAUCUCGCUCCGUCGUGGGAUCGCCCGAAAGUACUUACAUUCCGCCUUUACGUAAUACUUAAUACUAAUUUACCAUGUACGUUUUACACGCCGAACCGACUCGCGUACGGUUCUCUCUUCUCGUAUAAUUAAGACCUUCCGUAGCGAAAUCCAGUUAUGGGCUUUCCUUUUAUCGAUCGACGAUUAAAUUGGACAUCCCCCUCGGCAAAGGGGUCUUAGGGGAGGAAAAGGAUUAUAGGUGGUUCGCAGUCGAUUAUUCCGAGGGACUUUGGAGGUCUUUAGGGAGGAUUUUAACACUAGGAUGCACGAAUCGACAACUGCCGAGCGGGUGGACAAUGUUUAAACUACGGUUAGGCAAAUUUAAUCUUCUAUGAGUGCAUUUUGGAUGUACAUACGGGCACGGUACGACCGCAGAGAUUUUGUAAAUAACUGGCGUUUUACACUAAUCCUACCGACACUCGAGCCAUCCAUUUCUUCGGAACUUUACACUUUUAUAUAAUAUAUAUAUAUACAUAUAUAUCUAUAUACAUUUCCAUACGGUGUAUAGAACGUAUCUGUCCACGUAUGAUACUCGCAACUUAUCGUACUUAUUUUCCACGACGACGAAAGAAACUACACUAAGUCUCACGAAUUAUUAACAGUAUAUGUACACAUUUCUGAUCCUAUUUCUCUUUUGUACGCGUAGGUGCAGCCCUAAUAAAUUAUAUUCCAUUGUUA
Molecule: messenger RNA, 2498 nt
Organism: Orussus abietinus
Lineage: Eukaryota; Metazoa; Arthropoda; Insecta; Hymenoptera; Orussidae
Gene: Rab32
Product: ras-related protein Rab-32
Exons: 4
Coding region: 434-1300 (288 amino acids)
Biological process (GO): phagosome-lysosome fusion; endosome to lysosome transport
Cellular component (GO): late endosome; Golgi apparatus; lysosome
Molecular function (GO): GTP binding; GTPase activity
Source: RefSeq, a predicted model, not a curated record